Paramormyrops kingsleyae is the source of this 2965-nucleotide messenger RNA. Its product is annotated as chondroitin sulfate synthase 2. NCBI's taxonomy places the organism in Eukaryota, Metazoa, Chordata, Actinopteri, Osteoglossiformes, Mormyridae. Gene Ontology annotation, molecular function: glucuronosyl-N-acetylgalactosaminyl-proteoglycan 4-beta-N-acetylgalactosaminyltransferase activity. The record is from RefSeq and is a predicted model, not a curated record. Gene Ontology annotation, cellular component: Golgi cisterna membrane.
AUGUCUUCCCUGAGCUGGGUUUACGUGGGAGGAGCCAGAACCACUGACACGUACGACUCUCACUACUUGGGAAGAAAGCGCUGCGCGUCCCGUCUGCCUCCCAGCCAUUUACAUCGAAUGCCUUUCCGUUUCGAUAACACGUUAAUGUUUUGAAGCUUAUAAUACCCGGUAUUUUUCUUUUUCAAACGUGUUUCAGACAAGAGGGUUUGUUUUCCUUCUCCCCCGCCCUCCCCAGGGGUGUUGUGCUCAGAAGUAAAACGAUGCGAUAUGCAACGUUAGUUUCCUUCUUAAGGCCCAUCGGGCCGGUGGUUAUCGGCAUCUCCCUGGGAUUCACGCUGAGUUUGCUGAGUGUCACUUGGGUGGACGAUCCGUGCGACGCGGACGGGCGGAGCGCCGGCGAGCUCAGCCUGGAUGGGGGCGCAAAGCAGAGAGGGGCUCGGAAGCCCAGCUCAAUAUCAACAGGCAGCCUGGAAAAUGCUGAUGCGGAGGAGGAUUUCGAGCCCAGGAUCGUGCCGUACAAACCCUUACAGCAGACUCCGGCCAAGAAGAUUAUCAGGGCCAAGUACAUCAGCACUGAGCUUGGAAUUCGGGAACGGCUGUUUGUGGGGGUCCUGACCUCCAAGAACACCAUCAACACGCUGGGUGUGGCCAUGAACCGCACCAUCAGGAAUCAUCUUGACGCCGUGAUCUUCUUCACCGGCAUGCGAAACCGCAAGCUUCCCCCCGGCAUGACCGUGGUCGCCCAUGGCGAUGACCGCCUCAUCUGGAACAUGUUUCAGACCGUCAAGUACGUGCUGGAUCGCUACGUGGGGGAGUACGACUGGUUCUACUUCAUCCAGGAUGACACUUAUCUGGAGGCAGACCGUAUCAAGCAGCUGGUGGAGCACCUGAGCAUGGCCGAGUCGCUAUACAUGGGCAAACCUGAGGAGUUUGCGGGGGGAGAAACGGGGGGGCGCUAUUGCUACGGUGGCUUCGGCUACCUGCUGUCCCGGUCCCUGUUGCUGCGACUCAAGCCCCUCCUGGAGACCUGCAGAAAUGACAUCCUGAGCUCCAGUCCUGACGAGUGGCUCGGCCGCUGCAUUGUCGAUUCGGCCAAUGUCAACUGCGUAGACGAGUAUCAGGGUCUUCAGUACUACCACUUUGAGGUAGGCAAGGAUUUCGAUCCCAGCAAGGAGGUGAGCACCAACUUCCGGAAUGCCAUCGUCGUUCACCCAGUGACAGAACCCGAGCAGAUGUACCGACUACACAAACACUUCACUGAGAUCGAGCUCCAGCAGACGUAUGAUGAGAUACAGAAGCUUCAGGAUGAAAUAAAGAAUGUGAGCAUGGAGGCUAUCGAUGGAAAGCGGACAGCCCAUUGGCCAGUUGGAAUCAAUCCGCCGUUUGAACCAAAAACGCGCUUCGAGGUCCUGAGUUGGGACUACUUCACUGAAGAUCAGGUAUACACCUGCGUUGAUGGUUCUCCAAAGUGUGAGCUCCGUGGAAUUGAUAAAGUGGACAUCAUGGAUGUUGUCGAGAUCGCCAUGAUGGAGCUAAACAAAAAGUACAAGCCUAUCCUAAACAUGAGGAAGCAGCAGCUCAUUAAUGGCUAUCGGAGGUUCGAUCCCACCCGAGGUAUGGAAUACACCCUGGAUCUUCAGCUGGAGGUGGUCAAUCAGAAAGGGCGGAGCCGCUCGAUAACCAAACGAGUCCACUUGGUUCGACCUUUGAGUCAAAUUGAGAUUAUACCAAUGCCAUAUGUCACGGAAGCGACCAGGGUUCACAUAAUCCUACCAAUGAAUGUCCAUGACCUUGAAUAUGCUAACCACUUUCUCGAGGUGUACGCCAGCCACUUCUUUGAGAAGACUGAAAAUGCCGUCCUGAGCUUCCUGUUCAUCUACGACCCUUUCCAGGCUCAGAAGGUCAACCAGAAGGACAUCUUCAGCGGUGUCAAAGCGAAAAUCACCGAGUAUGAACGCAAGUAUUCCACAGUUAAAAUCCCAUGGAUUAGCGUCAAGACAGAAGCCCCCUCUCAAAUUAAAAUGAUGGACAUCAUUUCCAAGAAACACCCAUUGGAAACAUUGUUUUUUAUUGCUAAUGUCCACACCAAUGUCAACUCUGAGUUUCUGAACCGGUGCCGAAUGAACUCCAUUAAUAACUGGCAGGUAUUCUUCCCAGUCCACUUUCAGGACUACAACCCCGACAUCGCUUACCAUAACCAGGAGCAAAUGGUCGCCACGUACUUGAGUAAAGAUGAUGGACAUUUUGACCGCAACGCCUUCGACGAGGCGUGCUUCUACAACUCCGACUACAUGGCCACACGCACCCAAAUGAAUGCGGAUGUUCAGGAGAACGAGGAGAUCUUGGAGACUCUUGAUAUCUAUGAAAUGUUUAUCAGGUACUCUAGUUUACAUGUGUUCCGGGCAGUGGAGCCCGUCCUGCGACAGAAGUAUCACUUCCAGGUGUGUGACCCACGCCUCAGCGAGGACAUUUAUCACAGGUGUAUCAAGAGCAACCUGGAACGUCUGGGUUCGCGAUCCCAGCUUGCCAUGGUGCUAUUCGCACAAGAGCAGGGCAACAGUACCUGACAACAAACCAAAAGCAAACGAAACUAAGGAUUCAUUGUAGAAUUUUCCAACUUCUAGACAAUCCUCAGGAUUCCUGUUAUGUUUACGACAGAGACAAGUCAUCUGUUGCCAAAAAAACCAUCUGGUGGAUGUUCCAAACCACAUGAGUGUCUGGUUUUUUUUUUUAAUAUCUUUUCAAAGGUCACUUUCUUUUUUAUAUUUUCAUGUUGCCUUUGCUGUCUGUAAAUGUCAUCUUUAAAAAUACUGCCUUGGAUAGUUACUGCAAAUACCUUUAUUUCUUUUAGGAUCUGUUCAGUUACUGCCAAGAUAUAAUCAUGAUGGGUAACGCUUUACAUUAAGUGCACCUUCAUAAUGCAUUCAUAGAACAUUCAGUGCACCUUCAUAAUGCAUUCAUAGAA